CUUCCUCGGUCGCAGCAGAUUGGAUGUUAGCAGCCGCUCAGUGGGCGGACCGGAGUGACGCACCGGGCAUUCUGCUGCCGCCCGGUGCGUGAAGGUGGAGCUACUGCUGUGAUAUACUACGAUCAUUACAGGGACUAUGAUUUUUCACAUGCCCAUGCACUCCAACCCAGUGCUGCAGAGAACGAGUCUGGCUGUGUGGAGAGCAUGGAGGACACUGAAGCUGAGACUCCACUCUUCUGUAGCUGGUGCAUCCUCUGGUCCCGGGUCCCUGGACAGAUCUGAGGAACUAUCUGUUGCUCCAAACAAAAACCCUCCUCACACACCUGUCAUGCUCAAGGAGGUGCUUCAUUACUUAGAUGUCCAGCCAGCUCAGGUGGUCCUGGACAUGACAUUUGGAGGUGGUGGUCAUACCGGAGCAAUAUUGAAUGCGGUUCCUGAAGCCACAGUUUUGGCCUUAGACCGAGAUCCGACAGCAAUUUCUCUGGCCCAGCAGUUAGCCAAGGAACACUCCGGUCGUGUGAAACCAUUGCUUGGCCGGUUCAGCGAGCUUGAAACCCUGCUGUCUGGCAUGGACAUUAAGCCAGGCAGCAUUGAUGCUGUCCUGUUGGAUGCUGGAUGUUCCUCCAUGCAGAUGGAUCAGGCAGAGAGAGGCUUUGCCCUCAGCAAGGAUGGACCCUUGGAUAUGAGAAUGGAUGGAGAGAGGUACCCCGACACCUGCGCUGCUGACGUUGUGAAUACCUUAGAUCAACAGGCUCUUGCAUCCAUCCUCACUGCAUAUGGGGAAGAACGACAACGCCAGAAAAUAGCUUCAGCCACUUGUGGAAGGCACGCACGAUGUCAACACCCAUCACCCCGGACACAGCAAGCUGGCGCAGCGUGGUAGGCAGGAUCGUUUCCUCCUGCUGUCAUCUAUGCACGUAAAGACCGACUCCACCGACCUGCACAUGUGGCCACAAAGACUUUUCAAGCUCUGCGAAUCUUUGUGAACGAUGAGCUGAACGAACUACAUUCAGGCCUCUGUGCUGCCCGGUCAGCACUGAAACCUGGAGGUCGUCUCUGCGUAAUCACCUUUCAUUCGCUAGAAGACCGACUGGUCAAACGUUUCCUGAAGGGAGAGGACUUGUCUAAUCUGGAUCAGUAUCAUUUCAUCCCGAGGAAGCAAAGCACCAGAAAGGAAAAAUGGGCAGGGGAAGAAAAACAUGUUAGAAGUUCCUAUUGGAUUCCUCGAAAAAAAGUGAUCACCCCAGAAAAAGACGAUGUACAGGAGAACGCUCGAGGACGCUCCGCUAAACUCAGGGCAGUGCUCAGACGUUAGCUGUGCAAUGUUUAUAAUGAGAAAAUGGAACUUCUCUUCUUUUUCAGCAAAACAUUUCAUGUCCUGACAAAUCUUAGCUCCUUUAAGCUCACAACAGGAGAGACCCAGAGUUUUAUACUGGUAGUGUUGCCUCUUAUUCAGUCUGCUGUCCAGUGGAUUUACUGUGUUUGUGGGUGGGAAGCCAGUGACUCUAUAAGAAAAAUAAUGAAUGUCACACCCCAUGUGUCCUCUCUCUGAGCCUCAUAUUUUACUCUAUUUUAUCACUGAGAGGUGAGGAUUAAUUACUGGCAACACUGUGUAUUGUGAAUAUGUCAGCAAAAAUUGCAAUGUACUCUAAGUAUGGUUAUUUAGAGAACAAAAAGUUAAACUUGAAAAGUCCACUCAUCGAUUUUUACUUCUGUCUCACAGCCUUCAUUCAGUAAAUCGAUCACACCAGGUCUCUGUGUUAUUUCAAUCUAUUAAGCAGACCUUUGAUGCAAAGUUACUUUAUUGCUACAUAUGUAUUUUUAGUGUUCAUUUUAAUAUUUUUGCUAAUAUCAAGAACAAACUUCCAGAUCUGGGAAGAAAAAGCAUAUCCAAUCUAGUAGGGCUGGACCCCAAUAUCCGAAUAUUCGCCUGAGUUAGUACACAGAAGACAGAAGCCAAAGACGGAGAUAUCCAUGCUACUGCUAUGCUAAUGCUGUUGAACUCCAAAGCAAGAUCAAGCUUCUUCUGCCGCCAAGUGGAUGGGGAGUGGGGUGAAGCGCAUUUUGAGACAUUCAGAUAAUUUUGAAUAUUCAGAUAUUCGUCAUUAAUUGGGCCUGAAUAUUUGGAGCCCAGAAACUGCUAUUUGGACCAGCCCUACAAUUAGAGACAGUCCUUUGUCUGAUCUUACCUGUUCAAACUCAAAUGGAGAGGCACCACAGUGAACACAAAAUAUUCUUGGUAAAAAAUUUUCUUUAUCAAAUAAAGCAUGUGAUUGUUUUA
Messenger RNA from Acanthochromis polyacanthus (spiny chromis), 2281 nucleotides. RefSeq names its product methyltransferase like 15 (gene mettl15). The record is from RefSeq and is a predicted model, not a curated record. Lineage: Eukaryota; Metazoa; Chordata; Actinopteri; Pomacentridae. Gene Ontology annotation, biological process: rRNA base methylation. Gene Ontology annotation, molecular function: rRNA (cytosine-N4-)-methyltransferase activity.